UCAUGAGGGCACAGGAACGAGCCCAGAGUGCAGUCCGACAGCUUGUCGCGUGCCCGUGUGUCCGUUCUUGUCCGUGAUGGGAAUUAACAGCACACCCUGACUUCCUGCAGCCGCGGCGGCAUGUUUCUGAGCGGGUCCCCGCGCGCCGUUUGACCACAGCAGGCAGAGCGCGAGCGCUGUGUGCGGGGCUGAAAACAUCCAGAGCUGCCAGGAGAAGCGCGCGGGAGGUUGAUUUCAUUCCGGGCGUCCGGGCAGAGAUGAGGAGGAGGAGGAAGGUCUCUGCGGCGGGAUCUCUGCUCGCCUGGAAGCUGCUGCUGCUCCUCAGUGUGAGUCAGAGUAAGGAGAUGGACAGCUCUGCGAGGGCGCGACAUGCACCGAUGUCUCCGUCCGACUUCCUGGACAAACUGAUGGGGAGGACGUCUGGAUACGAUGCCCGGAUACGACCAAACUUUAAAGGUCCUCCAGUCAACGUCUCCUGUAACAUCUUCAUCAACAGCUUCGGCUCCAUCGCAGAGACCACCAUGGACUACCGUGUGAACAUCUUCCUUCGUCAGCAGUGGAAUGACCCGAGGCUCGCCUACGCAGAGUACCCUGAUGACUCUCUGGACCUCGACCCGUCCAUGUUGGAUUCCAUAUGGAAACCAGAUCUGUUCUUUGCCAACGAGAAGGGAGCCCACUUUCAUGAGGUCACCACGGACAACAAACUCCUCCGGAUAUUUAAGAACGGGAAUGUUUUGUACUCUAUAAGACUAACAUUAACUCUGUCGUGUCCCAUGGAUCUAAAAAACUUCCCAAUGGAUGUUCAGACCUGCAUCAUGCAGCUGGAGAGCUUCGGUUACACCAUGAACGACCUGAUCUUCGAGUGGCAGGAGAAUGGACCGGUUCAGGUGGCCGAUGGCCUCACGCUCCCACAGUUCAUCCUCAAAGACGAGUCAGACCUCAGAUACUGCACCAAGCACUACAACACAGGUAAAUUUACCUGCAUCGAGGUGCGCUUCCACCUGGAGCGUCAGAUGGGUUACUACCUGAUUCAGAUGUACAUCCCCUCCCUCCUCAUCGUCAUCCUCUCCUGGGUCUCUUUCUGGAUCAACAUGGACGCCGCCCCGGCCAGAGUGGCGCUGGGCAUCACCACCGUCCUCACCAUGACAACACAGAGCUCCGGCUCUAGGACUUCACUGCCAAAGGUGUCCUACGUGAAGGCCAUUGACAUCUGGAUGGCAGUGUGCCUCCUCUUCGUCUUCUCAGCUCUGUUGGAGUACGCUGCUGUCAACUUUGUGUCCAGGCAACAUAAAGAGCUGCUGAGAUUCAGGCGGCAACCCAAGAACAAGAGCAAGAACAGUGGAGGUGCAGUUGAUCCAGAGGAGCUAGCUGAGUCCCUGCGUCGUGUUAACACUGACAACGGCCUCCAACCUUCAAAACCUCUGUACGGAUCUAUGAGCAGCCUCUACACCGACCACCACAGCAGGGAGGGGGAGGUCCAUGAGAGCAGGCUGACCCCCACGGCCGCCGUGACGUCCACCCCCUGCAUCAGGAAGGACUCCAAAGUCACCACCAACAACGCUGUGGUCGCCCUCAGCACUCCAGGAGCCACAGCUAACACUACCCAGAAUCCACCUGGAGCAGCAGUGAGCGGCGGGGGCAAAACCACGGAGGAGAUGAGGAAGCUGUUCAUCGACCGAGCCAAGAAGAUCGACACAGUGUCGCGGGCCGGCUUCCCUCUGGCCUUCCUCUUCUUCAACAUCUUCUACUGGGUUCUUUACAAGAUCCUGCGACACGAAGACUUCCAUAAGCAAUGAGGGACCAGAAGGUUCCAGAAGGUUCCACCUUCACGCACCAACUUCCUGUGAAAACACCUGACCAGCCCCCCCCCCCAAUAAUAAUUAUUAUUAUUAUUAUUAUUUAGUUUCCUGUUAAAACGUCUUCCGUGAUUUUUAAGUUUACAUGUUUUAGUUUAAAAUAUCUUUAAUAAAUUCAGAAUAUAAUCUAUAAUUUCUAUAAUUUAGUAAAAAAUCUGAUCGGACUCGUGAUUCAUGUCUGAGGCAGAAACAGUGAUGAAGAAGAAGAUCAGGGUGCUGAUGAAGGUCUUCCCAUGACUGACUGGGAACCCAAACAUUAACAGAUGAUCCGGGUUCUGCAGCGGUCUGACGUGUGCUCCUCGUCUGGGUUUCAUUUCACAACUUCCUCUUAAUCUCACAUUUAUCUCCUUUAUUU
Molecule: messenger RNA, 2211 nt
Organism: Melanotaenia boesemani (Boeseman's rainbowfish)
Lineage: Eukaryota; Metazoa; Chordata; Actinopteri; Atheriniformes; Melanotaeniidae
Gene: glra3
Product: glycine receptor, alpha 3
Exons: 10
Coding region: 258-1796 (512 amino acids)
Biological process (GO): nervous system process; signal transduction; chloride transmembrane transport
Cellular component (GO): neuron projection; synapse; plasma membrane
Molecular function (GO): chloride channel activity; glycine binding; transmembrane signaling receptor activity
Source: RefSeq, a predicted model, not a curated record